Messenger RNA from Plasmodium vivax (malaria parasite P. vivax), 987 nucleotides. RefSeq lists its product as hypothetical. Bases 1 to 987 code for a protein of 328 amino acids. The transcript is spliced from 2 exons. NCBI's taxonomy places the organism in Eukaryota, Apicomplexa, Aconoidasida, Haemosporida, Plasmodiidae. The record is from RefSeq and is a predicted model, not a curated record.
AUGUUUACCCUUAACAAAAUGAACAUCACAGAUUUUUACUUUUUUGGGCUCCCCUCCAUUUUUGACUUAAAAAGGGGGAGCUUUGUAACAAAUAACUCCAAAGAAGCGUACUGUAGAAAAGGCACCAUUGUCACAUUAGGCGUGCGAAAUAGGAGAUUGUUAACGGAAGAAGCAGACGAACAUUUUCAAGAAAGAAACCCAUCAUUAAAGGGUAAAAUUCAAAAUUUAUCAAAAGAAGAUGUUCAAAUAUUUCUACCCCCCUUGGACGAAUUAAAACAGGAGGAUGACUCUUUUCGAAAGGAAUCCAACCCAUUCAUAACUGGUUGUCUAUUUCAAAAACAAUUUGAAGUACCAAAGGAGGUAAAUAAUAAACCAACAGUGGAUACAUUCGAUUCUACAAGCACUUAUGACGACUCUUUUGAUUCGUUAAAGGGUGAUCAUGACGAGGGCUCUGAAAAAGCACUGGAUGAUUUAAAAAGUGAUGGAAGUAACGAAACAGAAGAUGAGGAAAGGCAAAAGUGUUUCGACCCACCGGAACAUCCCUCUCAAAGAAAAAAAAAACCUGCGUCAAUAAUGCCGAAAUUUUUAAAAAAAAUGGAUGACCACUUUGAAAUCGAAAUGUAUCAAUUUCUAAAAGGUAUGUCAAAUACUAAUCCGUAUUUCAUGAAGGGUCAGGGUAAAUUAAAAAAAUUAUCACAUUCAAUGAAAAGAUACAAGUUAUUCCUUCCUCUAUUCGCAAUUCCUUUAGCUUCAUUUGUAUUAAAAAUGAUCUACAGAAUUGCAAAGGGCACUCUCCCAAGUUCGUAUUUAUUAUUUGCUUCUUACUCCGCUAUAUUCCUUUCGUGCGUAGCUGCCAUAUUGGCAUUAUACUAUCUUUACAAAAUAGUAAAAAUAUACUAUAUAGAUCACGCUUACAAAAAGUUCAACAAUUCUAUUAUCGGCAUACAGAUUUUACAGCCCAAAAGGGAGGAUCUCAUAAUUCUUUAA